Molecule: messenger RNA, 3737 nt
Organism: Sinocyclocheilus anshuiensis
Lineage: Eukaryota; Metazoa; Chordata; Actinopteri; Cypriniformes; Cyprinidae
Product: guanine nucleotide-binding protein subunit alpha-13
Exons: 4
Coding region: 51-1184 (377 amino acids)
Biological process (GO): adenylate cyclase-activating G protein-coupled receptor signaling pathway; Rho protein signal transduction
Cellular component (GO): heterotrimeric G-protein complex; cytoplasm; brush border membrane
Molecular function (GO): D5 dopamine receptor binding; GTPase activity; G-protein beta/gamma-subunit complex binding
Source: RefSeq, a predicted model, not a curated record
UGCGGCGCGCGCAGUUUCACUCCCUACUGUAUCGAUGAAGUUGCACAAAGAUGGCGGAUUUCCUGCCGUCCCGGUCCUUUCUAUCCGUUUGUUUUCCAAACUGUCUUCUCAACAGCAGCGAGGCGGAACAACUGAGGAAAUCUAAAGAAAUAGACCGAGGUCUUUUGAAAGACAAAACCUAUGUGAAACGGUUAGUGAAGAUACUUCUGCUCGGCGCCGGAGAAAGCGGCAAGUCCACUUUCCUCAAGCAGAUGCGCAUCAUACACGGCCAGGACUUCGACCAGCGGGCCAAAGAGGAGUUCAGAGCCACCAUUUACAGUAAUGUUAUGAAAGGUGUUCGAGUGCUUGUGGAUGCCAGAGAAAAGCUGCAUAUCCCAUGGGGAGACCCUUCAAACCAGGCAUAUGGAGACACCAUGAUGGCUUUUGACACGCGAUCAGCCAUGGUGUCACAAGGGAUGAUGGAGACCAAAGUGUUCCUGCAGUACCUGCCUUCAAUCCGUGCCCUCUGGGCUGACAGCGGCAUACAGAACGCGUAUGACCGGCGCAGGGAGUUUCAGCUGGGUGAAUCAGUGAAAUAUUUCUUGGAUAACUUGGACAAACUCGGAACACCGGACUAUCUACCAACACAGCAAGACAUCCUGCUGGCACGUAAGCCCACCAAGGGCAUUCACGAGUACGACUUUGAGAUCAAGAACGUGCCCUUCAAGAUGGUGGACGUGGGCGGCCAGCGGUCGGAGCGCCGCAGGUGGUUCGAGUGCUUCGACAGCGUCACCUCGAUUCUCUUCCUCGUCUCAUCCAGCGAGUUCGACCAGGUGCUGAUGGAGGACCGGCAGACCAACCGCCUCAUGGAGUCGCUCAACAUCUUCGAGACCAUCGUCAACAACCGCGUCUUCAGCAACGUGUCCAUCAUCCUCUUCCUCAACAAGACAGACUUGCUGGAGGAGAAGGUCAAAACGGUGGCCAUCAAGGACUACUUCCUCGAGUACACAGGGGAGCCACACAACCUGGAGGACGUGCAGAAGUUCCUGGUGGAUUGUUUCCGGAACAAGCGCCGAGACCAGCAGCAGAAGCCCCUCUACCACCACUUCACCACCGCCAUUAACACGGAGAACAUUCGCCUGGUCUUUCGUGACGUCAAGGACACCAUCUUGCACGACAACCUCAAACAACUCAUGCUGCAGUGAUGUUGGUCCAGCAAUUACCUUUCAGAUCUCUCCGAAAUAACCCUCUUCUGCUCAGAAGAAACUGACUCCAGUGUUUGUACUCCACACAGUAACCUUUCAGAAUAGCUCUGACGUGCUUUUAUGCGAAGAAGGAGGCCUAGCCUAGCGGUCUGUCAGGAGCACGGGAUGGCGGGUAGGUAUUCUCUUAAAGAGUGCGCUUCGAGAAGAGAGUGGGUCUGGCCACUCGCCCUGCCAAGAGAAGCUGUACGUGUCACCCUCUCGCCGAAGGUGCCAAACGCAAUGCGCUCCUCCCUCAAAAAGAGGAGAGAAGCGGGAUGAGAUAUCCUAGCACUGUUCUUUGAUCUGUUACCUUUGAGCCUUCUAUUACUGACCAAAUAGCGAGAUGAGAUGCAAAUGCUGUUUUAACCUUUUAACAGGAACUAUGUUCUGAGCCUUUCUGUCGAUGCCUGCCUGGCCUUAAUUUCCCCCCUCGUUUUGAUUGGUGUUUUUAACGUGUAGAUGUCUAAUCAAUUGUAAAGAUUUUAGAAUUGAGUUUCGUUUUUUUUUUUUUUUUAUAGAUCUAUGAAUAUAUUUACCGAUAAAGGCCUUAAGUUAUGUUUCAAAAGUUUACACUCUGAUUUUCCUCUGCUGAUGGAUAACGCUUACGAUUCGUACCACUUGACAAACUGAACUUUUACUGUGGUUAGCCACGCUAGGCGAGCUGAUAGAUGCAGUAUGCAUACAGCAUAAACUCAGGGCUGAAUAUAGACCACUUAAGCGUAACUGUUCGCCUUCAGGAACAUCCACUAAUUGUAGCUCUCCAUCGGUGGCUGAAAAUCACAUUUCCUUGCUGGCCUGCAGAUGACAUCCUCCGCUCUGCCCUAGCUAGAGUCUGGAAGAACUUCUUUAUCCAUCAGGGACCGAAAAACGGUUUCUUGUUAAUUUAUUUGCUUUCUUUUGAAUCUCUUUUUUUUUUUUUUUUUGUCCACAGGUGACAAUUUGAUUUUUGGUCCACAAUCAAACUAAACUGGCUUCUCGGUCAGACCCCGCUAACAAAAAGCGUCUGUAUUCACAAGUGCCGCGUGUUUUAAGGUACCAAUAAUUCGAACAAAUUUCCUUCAAAGGGAUAGAUCUUUGUGAACCUCGUUCCCUCAACAGUUGUGUAUAGCUACUUUGUAUAGUGCCAUGUCUGCCCUGAAUACUACUGUUGUAGUAAGUAUUUUAUGUAAAUAGUCUGUACCUCACUCUCCUCACCCACUCUUUUCUAACGGAUAUGUAACCUACUCUGAAAUGUAUAGCUGUUUUUUGCCACUGUGCACCCAUAAAUCCGGAGAUACUGACUCCCCGCCCGUAGUUCGCCCCAUUCAGGGUUGUUCUUGUUGCUCUUUUGGCUGGUGCAUCUCAGCUGAAUGGUGCCUGUAUUUGUGGUCUAUGCAUUCAGAUGGCUGCAGUUCGGCCUGUCGGUAGAGGACUCUUUGUCUAGUGUCGAAUUCUGCCUUACGCCCCUGGCUGAAGUCCCGGGAGGCUUGUGAAAAGCAAGUAUUACGUCUUCACUCUCCACUGACAGUGUCCUGUGUUUUCUAGUGCCAUUCACUGCCCCCCAAUGCCAGGAAACUGGGCAUUGCGGAGAUUGUCAUCAUCUUAGUGUCCAAUAUUAGUAAAGACGUAGUAUCCGCCUUAGUAUUUCACUUUACAAACUCGAAACCGUUCCAAGCACAAGAUGUUGACUGAUUUAAGUGAAUUUCAGCGUCCUAUGGUGAUGCUGAAAUACUGAGUAUCAGCCUCUAGUAUUUGCUGACUAGUUCUAGCAUGCCGAGUCUUAAAAAGUUGUAUUAUCUGCCUUUGAGCUUAUAGACCUUCAUAAAGCAAGUGUUGUGUUAAAACCAAAACCCAAAGGAAUAGCUGAGGACGCUUAUGAGUCCAAGACUUCCUGCAUCUGGGAGCCUUGAGGGCAAACCCAAGUGCUUGUGCAAAUGAUGUGGCUGUCUGGUGUAGCCGUGACAGAUGUGUCAGAAUGAGCAUCAGCUCCUAACGGUUGACAUGUUUAAAGGAAGGCAAUGCUGCAGAUAGAUACACUACUUUAGCUGUAUUCCUCCUCUGUACACUGCUGAGGUGUGAUUUUGUCGCAGUUCUGUUGGCUUUCAUUAGCCAUUCACGUUUGUUUGUUUUCCGCUCUUCCUGCAAGAAUUGUUAAGGAUGGUGUAUAAAGAAAGGAGUCUUUCUCACUGUAGCCUUUUUACGAAACGUGAUUCUGAUCAGAGAUGGCCGAUUUGCUGUUUUUGGUUUUGCCCAGAUAAUCAAGUUUAUAAUUAUGCAAGAAUUAUGCCUGCCACAAAGUAGAAUUCCUAGUGCCUCCAGUUUGAUGCCUCGGACAUUUCUGGUCCUUUUUUUUUUUUUGUACUUAGCUUUUUUUUAAAUUUGAUUAAUGUGGAUGCUUUGAGUCCUCAUAUCGAAAUAAUUCAUGGUAAAGAUUUCACGACUCUUGUGCUCAGUACAGAAUAUAGACCUGCUUUCAUUGUACAGUCUAACCUAUGCUUCCUCAUUCUUCAUCAUUGACCCAAUAAAAUCAUUUUG